AUGUUGUUAGACAAAGGGGCAGAUUGUAAUGAGUGUGACAGUUAUCAUCAGUCACUUGUAAUGAAUGCUAGUCGAGAUGGUAACAAAGAAAUAGUAAAGAUGUUGUUAGAUAGAUACGCGAACUUUAAUAAAUGUGACAUCUUAGGCAAGUCACCUGUUAUGAUGGCCUGCAUACAUGGUCAUACAGAUAUAUUAAAGAUGUUGUUAGACAAAGGAGCGGAUUAUAACAGAUGUGACACUUUUGAUGAGUCGCCUGUCAUCAUGGCUUGUAUACAUGGAAAUACAGAAAUAGUACGGAUGCUGUUAGAUAAAGGAGUAAAAUGCAAUAAAGUUGACAAGUAUGGUCAGUCACUUGUCAUGAAUGCUUGUAUUCAUGGUCAUACAGAUAUAGUAAGCAUGUUAUUAAACAGAGGAGCAGAUUUUACUAAAUUUGACAGGAAUGGUCGUUCACUUGUAAUGGCUUGUAUUUAUGGUUAUACAGAAAUGGAAAGGAUGUUAGACAAGGAGGCAGCUUAUGAUAAUACUUAUGAUAAAUGUGGCAACCAGUAUAGGUCACUAGUGAUGACAGCGUGUCAACAAGGCCAUGUAGAAAUAGUAAAAAUGUUAAUACACAAAGGAGUAAAUUAUAACAGAUUUGAUAAUCAUGGUCAGUCACCUUUGAUGAUGUCUUGUGAACAUGGUAAAACAGAAAUAGUAAAGAUUGUGUUAGACAACGGGGCAGAUUAUGAUAAAUGUAAUAAAGUGGGUCACACACCUUUGAGUGUUGCGUGUAUACAUGGUCAUACCGAAAUAGUGCGGUUGUUAUUAAACAAAGGAGCAUGUUAUGAUAAAUGUGACAAUAAUCGAAAGUCAACUGUUAUGAUGUCUCGUAGACAUGGUCCCACAGAAAUAAUUAGGAAGUUGUUCUUCGGUAAAAGAGCAAAAGUACUAGAAAAAUUGUUAGACACAAGCACGGAUAAAAGUGACGAUGGUUGUCAAUCACCUGUACUGAUUGCUUGUAGAUAUGGCCAUACUGAAAUAGUUCAAAUGUUAUUAGACAAAGGAGCAGAUUAUAGCAUAUAUGACAAUGAUAGUUGGUCACCUCUAAUGAUUGCUUGUAAACAUGGCCAUACUGAAAUAGUAAGGAUGUUGUUAGAAAAGGGAGCAUAUUAUGAUAGACGUUAUAACGAUGAUUUGUCACUUGAAAAGAUUGCUUUAGACAAUGGGCAUGCAAAUAUUGCAAAGAUGGUAUUAGAUAUGUUUUAA
Molecule: messenger RNA, 1245 nt
Organism: Mytilus trossulus (common blue mussel)
Lineage: Eukaryota; Metazoa; Mollusca; Bivalvia; Mytilida; Mytilidae
Product: ankyrin repeat domain-containing protein 50-like
Exons: 1
Coding region: 1-1245 (414 amino acids)
Molecular function (GO): protein binding
Source: RefSeq, a predicted model, not a curated record